AUGAAUAUGUUGGAUGAUGAAGAUGACCAAAGCUUUCACGCUACGCGUGACGGCUACUCCCAUUUGAGCGAUGUCGAAUGGGAUGCGGUUGAACGAAUGGGUUCGACCAUGGGCAUCCAUGCUGUUAGCGUCAUGCUAGAGGCUCUCAAUAGAGAUGCCCAACAUGCUACUAUCGCCAAGUUCAUUCAAAAUGAACUUGACGCAGAAAGCGAGAAAGUAGCCUUGCUUCACCAACAAGGUUCUCAACAAGCAGAGUUGUUGAGAGAACAGGGUGCUCAACAGUUUGAACUGUUGAGACAGCAGAAGGCUGCUGCUGGUGGGUCGAUGCACUCGCGUCGACCCGAGACUUUGAAGAUUGACAUCUCCAAGUAUAGGGGAGUCGAAGAAGACUCCCUCUUGAGUGAGUGGUUCGUCGAAUUGGAUGACGCCAUAAGGGCGCGUCGCAUCGACGACGGGGAUAUGCAAGUUGCAUUUGCCCAGUCAAAUCUGGCAGGACGUGCCAAGACUUGGGCACUGGGGCUCAAGUUGCACGACCCAUAUGCGUUUGGGUCGUUGGAAGUCUUCAAGUCGCGGCUCAGACAAACGUUUGAACCGCCUAGAGCUGAGUUCAGGGCUCGAACCGAACUCUUGAAGCUCAAGCAGGGUAAGCGUGAUGUGCACGCUUACGCUCAACAUAUACGACAUCUCACGAGUUGUAUAAGUUCCAAUCCGGUGGAUGAACACACGUUGGUUUUGGUGUUCAUGCAGGGUCUUGCGGAUGGUCCCGUCAAGACUCACCUGUUCAGGCUUGAACUAGAUUCACUAGAACAAGCCAUUUCCAUUGCGGAGCAGGAAGACUUCAGUCUGAGACAGGCUCGCGCCAGCUCGACAUCAUAUCGUCAACCGAGACGAUAUGACAACGGAGGUCCCAGAGCCGAUGGAACUCUGUUAUGUAGAGAGCGAGAAGGCUCGCUCUACAGGCUACAAGAAGUUGCAGAAAUGCAACAGAUGUCAAAAGACAGGACACUACGCUUACGAGUGUAG
Molecule: messenger RNA, 1023 nt
Organism: Peronospora matthiolae
Lineage: Eukaryota; Oomycota; Peronosporomycetes; Peronosporales; Peronosporaceae
Source: the annotation of a GenBank genome assembly